Eubalaena glacialis (North Atlantic right whale) is the source of this 2345-nucleotide messenger RNA. It is a transcript of the gene MIMS1, whose product is annotated as family with sequence similarity 210 member A. The transcript is spliced from 4 exons. The record is from RefSeq and is a predicted model, not a curated record. NCBI's taxonomy places the organism in Eukaryota, Metazoa, Chordata, Mammalia, Artiodactyla, Balaenidae. The coding region runs from base 239 to 1057 and encodes 272 amino acids. Gene Ontology annotation, cellular component: mitochondrion.
GGCGCCGGCAAAUGCGGGUGCGAGCCAGUGGUUGGUGGGCCUGGUGUGUUGGGCGGGCGGGCCGGAGGCCGGGUCGCCUGAGCACGCGGCUUUCGGCGCCCUGACCCACGCUCGGCUGGUGGCUCUGUGGAGGGACACGGCGGGGGCUCCAAGCGGCCGCACGGCGGGGAGCGGCGGCGGCGGCCUCAGGUCCUGAGUCUCUAUAGAAGCUGAAAUCCAUCAAUCUCCGUUCUUCAAAAUGCAAUGGAACGUACCAAAGACUGUAUUCCGACUGGCACGUAGGACAUGCAUGGAACCAGAUAAAGGUGGUCUUUUGGGACACUGUCAAAACAUGAAGGGACCAUUACUUUUGUAUACCUCGGAAUCCAGAGUGGUUUGGGUACAGGGCCCUCAGAAACGAUGGCUGCACUUACGUGCUGCCCAGUGUGUUGCAAAGGAAAGGAAGCCAUUCAUUGCUCACCCACCCCAACCAGGGGUCCUUCAUAAACAGUGGGAGCAGGAUAUCUUAUCCAAGAGGGUUCUGUCAUCCAGUGCUGGAUCCCCAGGAACUCCCUCUGAAAAAAAGGAAGAACCUGAUCCUUUACAAGACAGAUCAAUUAGUCUUUAUCAACGAUUUAAGAAAACAUUUAGACAAUAUGGAAAAGUUUUGAUUCCAGUGCAUCUAAUAACUUCUGGUGUUUGGUUUGGAACGUUUUAUUAUGCAGCCAUAAAAGGAGUGAAUGUCGUUCCUUUUCUAGAACUUAUUGGGUUACCUGACAGCGUAGUAAACAUUCUGAAAAAUUCCCAGAGUGGAAAUGCACUAACAGCAUAUGCCCUGUUUAAGAUUGCAACGCCCGCGCGGUACACUGUGACCCUGGGGGGGACCUCCUUCACUGUGAAGUAUCUGCGCAGCCGUGGCUACAUGUCGACGCCACCUCCUGUGAAGGAGUAUCUGCAGGACAGGAUGGAGGAGACAAAGGAGCUCCUCACAGAGAAGAUGGAGGAGACAAAGGACAGACUCACUGAAAAACUGCAAGAAACCAAAGGAAAGGUUUCUUUUAAGAAAAAAGUGGAAUAGGGUGCCUUAUAUACCAGGUUAUAGACAGUUCCUGCACUUUAACCCUCGGGGACUAUGGACAAAGGUACAUGCUCUUGAUUAUUUUUUUCGUUAGCAGCCUAAAUAUAGCAGUUCUCUGAGGGUUAAAGAACUAAGAUAACUUUUUAAAGUUAAACAUCACUAGAAAAAUCAGUGUUUUUUGAAAAGAAAAAAUGAACCCGGUAUAAGAAUUUCAUGUCAGUAGCAGCGUUAAGCAGUGGUCCAUGUCUUCAGUCAUCCUUGCUUUGUCUUUAGAUAGCUGCUGACUCCUUGAAUAGCUGGUGCGGCCGUACACAGAUUUAACACUAGGUCUUCAUCUUUGUUAUUCUUUGAGGUUUUAACGAUAUUCACUUCUCAAUGUGGAGACAAACUGUUAUCAUCAGAACUGCCUGUGAAUAAGAGGAUAUUUAGUCUUUCUCUAAAGAUAGUAUAUAACGGUUACAUACCAGUUAAAAUGUAGACUUCAUAUAAAGAAAGCUGAAUGAAAAUUGGGUCAUAUAUAUGUAAAUAAGAUGUAUUGGUUAUAUGUAAAUGAAAAAUUGACCCUUUAAAAAUGAUUUUUACCUGAAGCUUGCCAUAAUCAAAUUUUUUAAGCAAAUCUGUGCGGUCAUGGCACUUUCUCACCCAGAAUGUAAAACUGUUAUUCCUGCAUCAUGUCCUCUCCAACUGAUCUCUCAGAGGAAAAGGGAAAAUCAUUACACCUUAAGUUUAUGGUGGAGAUCAGAUACCCUUAGCAGUACCUGGAGCUUGUGGUUCUCGGCAGUGCAGGUUUGGGAGGAUGGGACCUGCCUGUCCCUGCCACCUGGUCUCCACCAGCCAGAGUCGGUCUUGAUUCCAUUAUGGAGUAAAAUUUUAAGAUUGUAGCUGCUGUUUUCCUCUUGCAUUGAAACAUCCUUACUUGAGCAUUUUACUUGAAUUUUUUAAGUAGCAAAGCUGUCAUUAAAACCUGCUUGGAAUGAAAUUCAGUCGUUGUCAGAUGUGAAAGUUGCCACAAUUUGUGUGGGUGUGUUUGAGGAUGUGUUUGUGUGUUUCCUUUUGCUCUGACUGCCUUUACUUCAGUUCUAACCUUUGAAUUGAAAGAGGGAACGGCCUCUUUCUAGAUUGUCUUUGUUGUGAGUGAUCUAAUAAGGCUGCAGGCAUCACUGCUGUGAGGCAGGGUUUUUGUAUUAAAUACUGGGUUUGGCCAAAUUUAGAGAAUACUUUAAAGGGAAAAAAAUGUUUGCAUUUGAUACGUCUCAUCAUUAUAUUGGCUGUGCUGUGGUUGGACUCU